GAUCAAAUCAGCAACCCUAUCAACACAUCAACAAAGAAGGGCUUUCCAGCAACUGGUUCGCGGCCAGCUUAUGUGUGACGUCCGUUGGCGAAACCCCAUUAUCAAAAGCUGCGUUUCUUCCAUUGAUAAGAACGCCUUGCCGAAGGCGCCCACGAACCGUGAUUGAUACAAUGGUAAUGCUCUCGCUGUCAGUCUUACAAUUAGCGCGUCUCGAAACGGUUUGAAAAUAAUUUGCACUCUACAAUCAAUCUGGAUCGGAGUGUGGUUAGUUUGCGGGGAACCAUCGGCUAUCUAUCGACAGAAAAAAAGGGAAAUGACACUCGCUCCGUUCGAUCUCGACAAGUCUCCGCCACGGCCGGAAUAUGAGGAAAUCUCCCGCCGCGAGCUUCGCGAAACCCCAGAAGUGCGUGAAGCUGCCAUCGAGCACCUGAGAAAUCUUCUCCACAAUGCAACCGAUCUUCACUAUGACGACAGUGAUGAAUUUUUGCUGAUCUUUCUUAGACCGUGCCACUUCUAUCCGGAAAGUGCGCUAAAAAUGAUGCGACGAAUCGCCGAAUUCAAGAAAAACAACUACCCCCUCAUGCACAACCUCUACCCGGAGGACGAGAAGCGAUCCUUCAUGGAGCACGGAAUCGUCAAUGUGCUGACGAACCGGGACCAAAAGGGACGCCGGAUAAUGGUAAUCAACUGUGGCAAAGCGUGGGACCCGCGACAGAUUGAUGGCAACAGGUUGUUCCGUAUGUUCUUCCUCAUCCACCUGAUGGCCCAGUUAGAGCCGACCACGCAAAUUAAUGGCGUCGUCAUAAUCAUGGACUUUGAUGGGCUCUCGUUGAAGCAAGUGAGAGGAAUGUCACCGUCGUUCUCGAAACUGCUACUGACCUUUAUCCAGGAAGCUGUCCCACUGCGGAUGAAGGAGGUGCACAUCAUCAAGCAGCCAUACAUUUUCAACAUGGUUUGGACUCUCUUCAAACCAUUCAUAGGCGAUAAGCUGAGAGAUAGGCUCGAAUUCCAUGGGAGCGACAUGAAAAAACUCCACAAGUUCAUCGAUCCGAGUGACUUGCCAAAGAACUACGGGGGAACACGUCCAGCCUUGGAUUAUGGCUCUCGCGACUGGUACCCUUGCCUCGAAAAGCAUGUUGACCAUGUCUUGAAAUGGAACACUUAUGGCUACGCGAGUGGCCCUUGAAGUGGACCAAGCGUAAUGAUAUAGGUGUUAGAUAUUCUAAGUGAUAUUAGCCGAUAGAGAUAAGACUAAGAGCGAAACGAAUAGGCAUUAAAAGCAUUUCGAGUGCGUUUCUCCAUACACGCUGCCGUUAUCUACUUAGUAUUUUAAAUCCGUUCCUUAUCACUGAGCUGCUAUUUUCUUUUUCGAUUUCGUGGGCUAGAGGUUAUGAAAUAUGUUAUUGAAUGGUAGUGAAAUACAAAGUGCCCUCAGUUCACGCACCAGAAGGAUAACUUUCUAAGAAGGAUGUAUUCUGAUAGAGUAGGUCGAAAUCUGAAUUGCUUCCGUUAGCAUCGUUGUUAGAAUCGAAUAAACUUGUUUUAUGUUAUACUACUAUAUACUAUAAUAUAUUAUACUACAAAUAAAGACGA
Molecule: messenger RNA, 1593 nt
Organism: Toxorhynchites rutilus septentrionalis
Lineage: Eukaryota; Metazoa; Arthropoda; Insecta; Diptera; Culicidae
Product: clavesin-1-like
Exons: 3
Coding region: 314-1186 (290 amino acids)
Cellular component (GO): membrane
Molecular function (GO): phosphatidylinositol bisphosphate binding
Source: RefSeq, a predicted model, not a curated record